Mercenaria mercenaria is the source of this 491-nucleotide messenger RNA. RefSeq lists its product as uncharacterized. The transcript is spliced from 2 exons. Bases 108 to 491 code for a protein of 127 amino acids. Lineage: Eukaryota; Metazoa; Mollusca; Bivalvia; Venerida; Veneridae. The record is from RefSeq and is a predicted model, not a curated record.
AAGGAAAACUUACUUUCGAUAUAUAGCAGCCGUUAAAAGGAUUUAUUAGGCGUGUUACAAAAAUGUAAACAGCUAAGUUGGAUACUUGCUACAGUACAGUAUAAGUAAUGGCUUUAACUCAAGACAGCACCAAAUGUUGCACAGACAGCAUAGUAGACCUUUCCAUAGGACAGAAUAAAAAGACUGGUCUUUCUAAAAGCUCCUGUGUAGACAGUGGUGCAGAAUCUGACAGAGAGGAUGGAGAAUGGAGUAUAGAGAGACAAAUUGCUUGCUUAAACCAAGCAGAUGAUACAGAUGGAGAUCAUUUUAACAAUGUUGAUGGGGAAGACAAAAACAGUAAACAGUCUGAAGGACAAAGAACUGAAGAUGAUGUCUCAAAAAAUGAUUCAGAAAGAAAUAGGCAAAUGGAUGAAGAAGUGUGUAAAAAUAUCAAGAUAAGAGACAGUCCUGGCAGUAUCGAAAGGCAAGUGAUUCAAAGUCAGCCACCUUAA